AUGGCUUGGAUUUUCCUAUUCGUAUGUGUUACUUGGAUAAAUAUUAAACUAGCUGUAUUUCCACGUAUAGGUUUUCCUAUCCCAAAAGAAAAGAAGAAAAAAAGAUCACAAGAAGUAACACCUCGUAGUGACCCGACUCCGCAACCUCGUCACACAAAACCAUUGGGUGCAAGUGCAUUUGUGACUGCUGGAGAAAAUGAAGGUGGAGGAGAUGAAGUUGGAGCUGGAACUGCUUUAGAUGGAAGAAGUGUGAUUGGAGUUGUUGUUACUAGAGGAACUGAAGUUGGAGUUGGUGGAGGAAGUGAAAUUGGAGUUGUUGUUACUGGAGGAAAUGAAGUUGGAGUUGUUGAAGGAAAUGAAGGUGUACUUGUUGUUACUGGAGGAACUGAAGUUGGCACUUCUAGUGGUGUUGCUAUUGAUAAAGGUAAAUCCGUAGUUGAAGAGGACAAGAAGGAGGGAAAGAAGAACGACGACUCGGACACUUCCUCCGGUGAGCAAGUUCAAUCUAAGCAAGGAAAAGGUGGUCGAGGCGGUCGAGGUGGAGGUAAAAAAGGUGGUCGUGGUCGAGGUGAAAAAGGUGGUUGUGUUGGAACAAGUGCAAAAGGUGGUCGUGCUAGAACAAGUGCUCAAGGUGCACGUGGUGGAGGUGAAAAGACUCCAAUUCAAGGUGGCAGUGGUCGAGGUAAAAAAAUCUAA
Papaver somniferum (opium poppy) is the source of this 696-nucleotide messenger RNA. RefSeq names its product keratin, type I cytoskeletal 9-like. Bases 1 to 696 code for a protein of 231 amino acids. The transcript has 4 exons. The record is from RefSeq and is a predicted model, not a curated record. Lineage: Eukaryota; Viridiplantae; Streptophyta; Magnoliopsida; Ranunculales; Papaveraceae.